UCUCCCCAACACCCCGCUACCUCCCCUCAACACCAACCACCACUACUGUUCAUUAUUUGGCCACUUUGAGAUUUCCUCAGCGAGGAGGGUUUUUUACUCAAUAGAGCAGGACUUCUGGUUAUAUGUGCAUCUGAAGGGCUGAUUGCAGGCAAUGAAGCAGUAGAACAUUAGCAGGUGUAGACAUACCCCCCACACCACCUGCCAAGAUGGUGGCCCUGUCCCUGAAGAUCUGCGUCUGCCAGUGCAACCUGGUGAAGACCAUGCAGUUUGAGCCGUCUACGGCCGUCUACGACGCCUGCAGAAUCAUCAGAGAGAGGGUUCCCGAAGCCCAGACUGGACAAGCCUCAGACUACGGUCUGUUCCUUUCUGAUGAGGACCCCAGGAAAGGCAUCUGGCUGGAGUCAGGAAGAACUCUGGAUUAUUACAUGCUGCGGAAUGGGGAUAUCCUUGAUUACAAGAAGAAACAGAGGCCAUUGAAGAUCAAGAUGCUGGAUGGAGCUGUGAAAACCAUCAUGGUGGACGACUCCAAAACAGUGGGAGAGCUGCUAGUGACGAUAUGCAGUAGAAUAGGAAUCACCAACUACGAGGAGUACUCUCUGAUCCAGGAGGUAAUGGAGGAGAAGAAGGAGGAUGGGACAGGCACCCUGAAGAAAGACAGGACUCUGCUCCGAGAUGAGAGGAAGAUGGAGAAACUCAAAGCCAAGCUUCACACAGACGACGACUUGAACUGGCUUGACCACAGCAGAACGUUCCGUGAGCAGGGGGUGGAGGAGACCGAAACUCUUCUGCUCAGGAGGAAGUUCUUCUACUCAGACCAGAACGUGGACUCACGAGACCCGGUCCAGCUCAACCUGCUCUACGUCCAGGCACGAGAUGACAUCCUAAACGGUUCUCACCCUGUGUCCUUCGACAAGGCCUGUGAGUUUGCAGGGAUUCAGGCUCAGAUCCAGUUUGGACCGCACAUAGAACACAAACACAAGCCUGGAUUCCUAGACCUCAAGGAGUUUCUACCUAAAGAAUAUAUCAAGCAGCGAGGGAAUGAAAAGAAAAUCUUUCAGGACCACAAGAACUGUGGUGAGAUGACAGAGAUAGAAGCUAAAGUAAAGUACGUGAAGCUAGCCAGGUCCCUAAGGACAUACGGAGUGUCUUUCUUCCUGGUGAAGGAGAAGAUGAAGAGUAAGAAUAAGCUGGUCCCCAGGCUGUUGGGGAUAACCAAAGAGUCAGUGAUGAGGGUGGAGGAGAAGACCAAAGACGUGGUGCAGGAGUGGCCCCUCACCACUGUAAAGAGAUGGGCCGCCUCGCCCAAGAGCUUCACCCUGGAUUUUGGGGAGUACCAGGAGAGCUACUACUCAGUCCAGACCACUGAGGGAGAACAAAUCUCUCAGCUCAUCGCUGGAUACAUCGACAUCAUCCUCAAAAAGAAGCAAAGUAAAGACCGUUUUGGUUUAGAAGGAGAUGAAGAAUCCACCAUGCUGGAAGAAUCCGUCUCCCCUAAGAAGUCGACGAUCCUGCAGCAGCAGUUUAACCGUGUGGGUCGUGUGGAGCAUGGCUCUGUGGCUCUACCAGGGGUGAUCAGGUCUGGCUCUAUAGGAGCAGAGUCUCUCAGCAUGGGCACCAUGCCUUCUGCACAGCAACAGGUCAUCAUGGGACAGAUGCACCGAGGACACAUGCCACCACUGAGCUCGGCCCAGCAGGCCCUGAUGGGGACCAUCAACACCAGUAUGCAGGCAGUACAGCAGGCACAGGCUGAUCUGGGGGAGGUGGACAACCUGCCUCCUCUGGGACAGGACAUGGCGUCCAAGGUGUGGAUCCAGAACAAGGUGGAUGAGUCCAAACAUGAGAUCCACUCCCAGGUGGACGCCAUCACCGCAGGAACAGCUUCUGUGGUCAACCUCACCGCUGGUGACCCGACCGACACAGACUACACUGCAGUGGGCUGUGCCAUCACCACCAUCUCCUCCAACCUGACAGAGAUGUCUAAGGGUGUGAAGCUACUGGCUGCUCUUAUAGAGGACGACACGGGCGGGAGCAAUGACCUUAUGGGUGCCGCUAGGAACCUUGCCGGGGCCGUCUCUGACCUGCUCAAGGCUGUGGAGCCUGCCUCCGGAGAGCCCCGUCAGACAGUGCUGAGUGCAGCAGGCAGUAUAGGCCAGGCCAGUGGGGACCUGCUACUUCAGAUAGGAGAGAACGAGUCAGACGAGAGGUUCCAGGAGGUGCUGAUGAUCCUGGCCAAGGCGGUGGCCAACGCGGCAGCCAUGAUGGUGCUGAAGGCUAAGAACGUGGCCCAGGUGGCAGAUGACACGGUCCUACAGAACAGAGUCAUCGCAGCUGCCACGCAGUGUGCCCUCUCCACCUCCCAGCUGGUGGCCUGUGCCAAGGUGGUGAGUCCCACCAUCAGCUCCCCAGUGUGCCAGGAGCAGCUGAUUGAGGCAGGGAAGCUGGUGGACCGCUCAGUGGAGGGCUGUGUCCAGGCCUGUCUGUCUGCCACAGUCGACGGGGAGAUGCUGAAGCAGAUGAGUUCUGCAGCCAGUGUUGUCGGUCAGGUCCUGGGGGACCUGCUGGAGCACGUAUGCCACUACGCCUCCCACGGCGAGCCCAUUGGUCGCUACGACCAGGCCACCGACACCAUCAUGACCGUAACAGAGAGCAUCUUCAGCUCCAUGGGAGACGCAGGAGAGAUGGUUCGGCAGGCCAGGGUCCUAGCUCAGGCCACCUCUGACCUGGUGAAUGCCAUGCGGUCAGAUGCUGAGGUGGAAGUGGAUGUUGACAACUCUAAGAAGCUACUUGCUGCAGCUAAACUACUGGCAGACGCCACAGCCAGGAUGGUGGAGGCUGCUAAGGGUGCAGCGGCAUACCCAGAGAACGAAGACCAGCAGCAGAGACUGAGGGAGGCGGCUGAGGGGUUACGCGUGGCCACGAACGCUGCAGCUCAGAACGCCAUCAAGAAGAAGCUCAUUAACAGGCUAGAGAAUGCCGCCAAGCAAGCUGCAGCUGCAGCCACCCAGACUAUCGCUGCCUCCCAGAAUGCAGCAGCCUCCAAUAAGAACACUGCCGCACACCAGCAAUUGGUGCAGAGCUGCAAGGCCAUGGCAGAACACAUUCCCCAGCUGGUCCAGGGGGUAAGGGGCAGCCAGGCCCAGCCUGAAGACCUCACUACCCAGCUAUCCCUCAUCAUCACCAGUCAGAACUUCCUACAGCCUGGCAGUAAGAUGGUGACAUCAGCGAAGUCGUCUGUUCCCACGGUGAUGGACCAGGCCGCUGCUAUGCAGCUGGGUCAGUGUGCCAAGAACCUGGCCACCAGCCUGGCAGAGCUCAGAACCGCAGCACAGAAGGCCAACGAAGCCUGCGGCCCCAUGGAGAUCCACUCAGCUCUCACAGCCGUCCAGACUCUGAAGACUGAGCUCCAAGACGCCAAAAUGGCUGCCAUAGACAUGCAGCUGAAACCACUACCUGGAGAAUCGAUGGAGAAGUGUGCUCAGGACCUGGGCAGCACCUCCAAGUCUGUGGGAUCCUCCAUGGCUCAGCUGCUCACCUGUGCUGCACAGGGAAAUGAACACUACACAGGGUUAGCAGCCAGAGAGACAGCCCAGGCCCUGAAGACUCUAGCCCAGGCAGCGCGGGGCGUGGCAGCCUCUACCACCAACCCUCAGGCAGCGGCGUCCAUGUUGGAUUCAGCCUGUGAUGUUAUGGAAGGUUCGGCCAUGUUGAUCCAUGAGGCCAAGCAGGCCCUGGUCUCUCCUGGUGACUCAGAGAGCCAGCAGAGGCUAGCCCAGGUGGCCAAGGCUGUGUCCCACUCUCUGAAUAACUGUGUCAACUGCCUGCCUGGCCAGAAGGAUGUGGACAUGGCCCUCAGGAGCAUUGGAGAGGCCAGCAAGAAACUGCUGGGAGAAACGCUCCCUCCAUCCACCAGGUCGUUCCAGGAGGCCCAGAGCGAGCUGAACCAGACCGCAGCAGAUCUGAACCAAUCAGCAGGAGAUGUGGUCCACGCCUCCCGCGGCUCCAGCACCCAGCUCGCAGACGCAUCUGGGAAGUUCAGAGAAGACUUUGAUGACUUCUUGGACGCUGGCAUUGAGAUGGCUGGGCACACUCAGAGGAAAGAUGAGCAGAUCCAGGUGAUAGGUAACCUGAAGAACAUCUCCAUGGCUUCCAGCAAGCUGCUCCUGGCAGCCAAGUCUCUGUCUGUAGACCCUGGGGCAGCUAACGCCAAGAACCUUCUGGCUGCUGCUGCAAGAGCAGUGACAGAGAGCAUUAACCAGCUAAUCACACUGGCCACACAGCAGGCCCCGGGACAGAAGGAGUGUGACAAUGCCCUACGAGAGCUGGAGGCGGUGAAAGGAAUGUUAGCCAACCCCAACGAGCCAGUCAGCAACCUCUCCUACUUCCACUGCAUCGAGAGCGUCAUGGAGAACUCCAAGGUCCUGGGAGAGUCCAUGGCUGGCAUUUCUCAGAACUGUAAAACCGGGGAUGUGCCAGCGUUUGGGGGCUGUGUGGGACUGGCCUCCAAGGCCCUGUGUGGGCUCACUGAGGCUGCAGGACAGGCCUCCUACCUGGUGGGCGUGUCUGACCCCAACAGUCAGGCAGGGCAUCAGGGGUUGGUCGACGCCAUCCAGUUUGCACGAGCCAAUCAGGCGAUCCAGAUGGCCUGUCAGAACCUGGUGGAUCCGGACAGCAGCCCCUCACAGGUGCUGUCGUCUGCCACCAUCGUAGCAAAGCACACAUCAGCUCUUUGCAACGCCUGCCGCCUGGCCUCCUCCAAGACAGCCAACCCCACAGCCAAGAGACACUUUGUCCAGUCUGCCAAGGAGGUGGCCAACAGCACAGCCAACCUGGUCAAAACUAUAAAGGCUCUGGAUGGUGAUUUCUCUCAGGAGAAUAGGAACACGUGUCUGGUGGCCACAGCUCCACUCAUAGAGGCUGUUGAGAACCUCACAGCGUUUGCGUCUAAUCCAGAGUUCGCCAGCAUCCCUGCUCAGAUCAGCAAUGAGGGCUCUGCCGCUCAGGAGCCCAUCCUCCAAUCAGCUCGCUCUAUGCUGGACAGCUCCACCCACCUGCUGAAGACUGCACGUUCACUGGUUAUUAACCCCAAAGACCCACCCACCUGGUCGGUCCUGGCUGGCCACUCUCGGACUGUGUCCGACUCCAUCAAAGGUCUCAUCACGGCCAUCAGGGACAAGGCUCCAGGCCAGAGGGAGUGUGACUACUCCAUAGAUAACAUCAACAGAUGUAUCCGGAACAUUGAGCAGGCCUCGCUAGCCGCAGUCAGCCAGAACCUGGCCAGCAGGGAUGACAUCUCACUGGAGGCCUUGCAAGAGCAGCUGACGUCCACAGUGCAAGAGAUUGGAUACCUAAUCAACCCAAUAUCUACAGCCGCCAGAGGGGAAGCUGCCCAACUAGGACACAAGGUGACCCAGCUGGCGGGCUACUUUGAGCCUCUGAUCAGGGCGUCGGUGGGCGUGGCGUCCAAGCUGCAGGACCACCAGCAGCAGAUGACCUUCCUGGACCAGACUAAGACCCUGGCAGAGUCCGCCCUGCAGAUGAUCUACGCAGCCAAGGAGGGAGGAGGAAACCCCAAGGCGUCCCAUACGCAUGAUGCCAUAGCUGAGGCUGCUCAGCUGAUGAGGGAGGCGGUGGAUGACAUCAUGGUGACCCUGAACGAGGCCGCCAGCGAAGGGGGUAUGGUGGGCGCCAUGGUGGACUCCAUUGCUGAGGCCAUGGGAAGGCUGGACGAGGGGACCUCUCCUGAACCAGAAGGAUCGUUUGUAGACUACCAGACUACCAUGGUGAAAUACUCCAAGGCCAUUGCGGUCACCGCCCAGGAAAUGAUGACCAAGUCUGUGACGUGUCCAGAGGAGCUGGGGGGUCUGGCCUCUCGGGUGACCACAGACUACAGCCAGCUGGCCCUGCAGGGACGUCUGGCCGCGCACACUGCAGAACCCCAGGAGAUUGGUUUCCAGAUCAAGGCUGGUGUCCAGGAGCUGGGUCACGGCUGUAUCUUCCUGGUGCAGAAGGCUGGAGCGCUGCAGAUCACCCCCUCAGACAGUUACACCAAGAGAGAGCUCAUAGAGUGUGCCCGCACCGUCACAGAGAAGGUGUCAAUGGUGCUGUCGGCCCUACAGGCUGGUAAUAAGGGCACUCAGGCCUGCAUCACAGCUGCCAGUGCUGUCUCUGGCAUCAUCGCUGAACUGGACACCACCAUCAUGUUCGCUUCCGCUGGCACACUCAACGCAGAGAAUGACGAGUCCUUCGCUGACCACAGGUGUGUGUACAAACAAAAUGUGAAUAACUGGGGACAUUUUGUUAGUCCCCAUGAGGUCAAAUGCUAUUUCUAGGGGAUUUAGAGUUGA
Oncorhynchus kisutch (coho salmon) is the source of this 6344-nucleotide messenger RNA. RefSeq names its product talin-2. The record is from RefSeq and is a predicted model, not a curated record. Gene Ontology annotation, biological process: actin cytoskeleton organization; cell-cell adhesion. The coding region runs from base 207 to 6329 and encodes 2040 amino acids. The transcript has 46 exons. NCBI's taxonomy places the organism in Eukaryota, Metazoa, Chordata, Actinopteri, Salmoniformes, Salmonidae. Gene Ontology annotation, cellular component: focal adhesion; ruffle; cytoskeleton. Gene Ontology annotation, molecular function: structural constituent of cytoskeleton; integrin binding; actin filament binding.